Molecule: messenger RNA, 1182 nt
Organism: Ilyonectria robusta
Lineage: Eukaryota; Fungi; Ascomycota; Sordariomycetes; Hypocreales; Nectriaceae
Exons: 1
Coding region: 283-687 (134 amino acids)
Source: RefSeq, a predicted model, not a curated record
GUGCCAUCAUGUCUCCUACCGUCUUACCAUCCUACCUACUCCGUACUCCGGGCACCAUUCAUAACAACUUCCAAACCCCGGCUACUGCAGCCAGCCAUCAUCUAAUUACAACAUGCCCCCUCACAGCGAGAUAUAAAGACCAGACGAGUCACGCACCCGCAGUACUGCCACUCAUCCAGGAUUACCAGAUCCAAAAAGUAACAAGCACCACGGUCCGAGACGGCAAGCCGGAUAGCAUACGUACAUCCUCGGGAGAACAUCCAUUCGCGGGCUCACACACCGAUGGCGGCCCAGAAAACCGACCUCGCGCGACGCAAGCCUCAGACAUGGCCAGACAAGACCCAUGAGACGCAAAGGGAACAGGCUUCGUCACCGCCCUAUCUAGCUGUCUCAUUAACUUGCUUCGCCGUCUCUUCCCACCCCAGCUAUCAGCGGGAACACUACUGUAUUGAUGACAGCGGCGUCCGCAACAAGUUCCUCCCCAUGUCUCUAUCUCUAUCUCUGCUCUGCUCGCCCUCUGACCCCAUCCAUCCUCGCCAGGUUCCCGGGGCUAACACCAUGCAUCCACCUUCGCGCCAUGCACGGCCAUGGAUGCCCUCCACAAGGAGAACGCUAAAGCCCAUGUGGCCGAGAUAUCCACUUCGUAGCGCGCCACCUGCCCGCUGCUUUACAGAAACUCCGUCAUAGCAAGUGGUCCAGUACAUGGGUGGAUGCUCACGAACCUACGCUGCUUUCCCUCACCCAGGUCAUCCCAGGAUAUCCCGGGUACCAUCAGCUUACGAACCUCGGUUUUGCCCUCGCGUCCCUACCUUCUUCUCCAAGAACAGCCUGGUUUGCUCCGACCGGCCUCUUACUAUUGCGAGGAGGUAGAAGGUUUCUCCCGCUUGACGAUCGCCGUCCUUAGCUGGCGCCCCCACCAUCGCGGCCCUAUCCGCCGAUCCCCAAGGACCGACAACCCAUCUGACGGCUGUUACCGGCACCAACGGUUACAUCUUGUCAGAUUCACGGGUCAAAGAUUUGGGGGGUCGGGAAUCGGGGAUUCCAAGGUAACAUUGAGAUUCCGCUCUUGUGGUUUAUUCCCGACACAGUUGUAGGUAGUUCGACCGCUCAACUCGGAGUUUUUGGCUGCACCAGCAGAAAGAGUCCGACUACGUACCAGUUUCAAGGACAAGAUACCUCGCC